GGUGCUCGUGUUUCCCUGGAGACGGACUUGUUAGUCUCUGAGGGCAGGGGACGAGUCUUGGUCUCGGUUUUAGAUCAAAAACGGUUCUUUAAAAUGAUUUAUAGACUCUUAGCUGGUUUGUUAAAUCGAUAUUAGUUUUUGAACAUAAUUUAAACGUGUUAAUACAUCGAUAUUGAUGCAAUAAACAGCGCCGGCUUACUGACAUCUGUCAGCUGCGUUAGUUAGAGAGUUAGUUUUGGGGUCUUACGUUAGUAGCGUUAGCUGCGUUAACUGCGGUGGCGGUGCCAUGUCUCACAGUCUGUACAGUAAGCUCUGGAGCGGGGCUCAGGAGGAGCUGGGCAGCCUGCUGACCCAGGAACUGCCCGCCGAGCCUCUCCGACCCGAGAGAGACCGAGUGGUGUUCUUCCAGCGGCUCGCGACCCUUUACGUUCGCUACGUCCAGAUCUUCAGGCAGCUGGAGGAGGCGUAUGACCAGAUCGUCCAACCUCAAAAGAGGAUUCUGAUCCGACAGGUUCUGGACAACGUUAUUGGGCGCGUGCUGGAGCUCAAGAACGAGAUGGUGGAGAAGGAGUACUCUGAGUAUCACUACAUGGAUGAUGUCAUACAGGAUAUGAAACUAACACCUGAGGAUCUGGAAAUUCCAAUCCCACGGUAUUUCAUCAGCGAGCGGAGCAAAGUGCUGCGGGACCGGAGCAAAAUACUCUCCAGCAUUCUGGAGAAGCUAGAAGUGGUAGAGAAGCCUAAAACUGGUGCAGAGCGAACGCUGAGCAUGGAGAAGGCCAUUAGGAUCAUUCAGGUGACAGAGAGGGCGCGGCAGGGUCGUCUGAGGGCCAAGUUCAUGCGGGAGAUCCAGAGGGAUCAGGAAAGGCAGAAGAAGAGUUUGAACAGGGACCUCGGAGAAGCUGCUGCUGAACAGGCUGCUAUCUGCAUCCAGAAGGUGUGGAAAGGUUUUAUGCAGAGGAAGAGAACGAAGCAGGAAAGUGAAGAGGAGAUGAUUUUCCUGGGGAUGGCUCCAGACCACAGCCUGCCCCAGCCUUGCCCCGCCUCCGUGGUUGCUGAGGACACUAAAAACCGCAGGAGGAUCAGGCAGGAGGAGCAUGAAGAAGACUACCAGAAAUCCAUCAUCUCCAUCACUAACAGCCUGCGGGAGGUGGAGGGCCCCGACAUGAAGGAGAACAUGAAGGAUCAGAUACGGCAGUGGUUCAUCGAAUGCCAUGAUGCAACAGGUUCGUUUCCUGAUUAUCCAGAAGAAGAAGACGGCGGCUCUUCUCUCAUUUUUGCUGAUAAAACACCUGAACAGCUGAUGGAGGAGCUGGCAGCUAAAGAAGAGGAGGAAACCAGCAAAAGACCUAAGGGAAAGGAGGAGAAUAAAGACAGGAGGAAAGGACCAGGAGAAGAGGAGGAGGAGGAACCUGGACUGAUGAUGCUGCCUUCUGCCUUUCUGUCGCAGCUGCAGACUGGACAGAAAACCUUUACCGAUGUUUGGAAGAACAGAGAGGAGUCCAAGAACUUCAACCAGAGACACGAGGCAGAGCUCAUCAAAGAGGAGAAGAGGAAGGAGAUCGAGGCAGAAAUAAGACUUCAGGUGGAUGAGCUGAUGAGGCAGGAGCUUGCUAACUGGAAGUUGGCUGUAGACGGAGAUAAAGGCGGGAAGGCCAAAGCUGCUGCAAAGAAAAAGAAGGCAUCAAAAAGUGGGAAGAAGAAAAAAAAAGAGAAGGAUCUCACGGCAGAUAGGACCAUCGAGUCGCUGUACCAAGAACUGGUGGAGCAGGGGCUGUUAAAACCAGCAGAUAAUGUUAAAUUACAGGACUACAUAGGUGAUUAUAGCUACCUUGGCACCACCCUGCGGCUGACAGACAUUGAGCCCAUGCCCUCAUUAUCUGACGUGCGGCAAGUUAUAGCUCUUUAUGCUGUCUUACCUCUGGGUUCCCAAGUAGUCCAUGAGAAAGCCCCUCUGGUGAAGGCCAUCCUCCUGGUGGGUCCGUCAGGAGUGGGAAAGAAGAUGCUGGUCCAUGCGAUCUGUCAGGAGACAGGAGCCAACCUUUUUGAUCUGUCCUCAGCAAACUUGGUGGGGAAGUACCCGGGCAAGAACGGCCUGACAAUGAUGCUCCAUAUGGUAUUUAAGGUUGCCAGAUUGAUGCAGCCCUCAGUGGUGUGGAUCGGAGAUGCAGAAAAAAUGUUUUACAAGAAAGUUCCAAAAGAGGAAAAAGAGCUGGAUCCAAAGCGACUGAAGAAAGAUUUACCAAAAAUCCUCAAAGGCAUGAAAGGUGAAGACCGGGUUCUCAUCGUGGGAACAACAAACAGCCCCGUCAAUGCUGACUUAAAAUCACUGUGCAAGGUUUAUACCAAGAUCAUCCUCAUACCACGCCCAGACUACGCCUCCAGAUACGUUAUGUGGAAGCAGCUGAUACAGCGCAAUGGUGGAGUGGUGACCAGCACCCUGGACAUCAGCUCCCUGGCCAAGAUCUCAGAUGGCUACACCCAGGGUCACAUGGUGCAGGUGAUCCGGAGCGUCCUGACAGAGCGGCGCAUCCAGCUGUUGGCUAAACGGCCGCUGGUCGCGACUGAAUUCGUAUCUCCUCUGGCCAGAAUCGACCCCGUGUUCCAGGAUGAAGAGGAGGCUCUUAAAGCCUGGUAUGCUAAGACUCCUCUUGGUAAGAAGAGAAUCAAAGCCGCCUCAGGGACAGUGGAGGACGAAGCCCCAAAGAAAGGAGGGAAAAAUGGAAAGAAGAAAGGAAAGAAGUAACGCUGUGUUUCUGUGUUGAUUCAACCAAAGACAAGUUCUCGAUCUCUGGCUCUGGAAAAUAAACCUGUAACUUGA
Astyanax mexicanus (Mexican tetra) is the source of this 2821-nucleotide messenger RNA. RefSeq lists its product as uncharacterized. The coding region runs from base 287 to 2746 and encodes 819 amino acids. The record is from RefSeq and is a predicted model, not a curated record. Lineage: Eukaryota; Metazoa; Chordata; Actinopteri; Characiformes; Acestrorhamphidae. Gene Ontology annotation, molecular function: ATP hydrolysis activity; ATP binding; protein binding. The transcript has 19 exons.